AUGCUGGCGUGGCAGGAUGGCGGGGCCAAGCCGGCUCCCUCCCACCACAAGAUCUCCUUCUCGGUGCUGGACAUCCUGGACCCGCAGAAAUUCACCCGCGCUGCGCUCCCGGCCGUGCGUCUCGCUCCCCGGGAAGCCAAGAAAAGUUUGGCGGAGGUCGAAGCGGGGAAGGACGCCAGCCCCGGGGACCCGGUCCGACAGCGGGAGACCCCUGAUGCUGUGGCCCGAGACGCCGGCCAGGUGUCCCCCCUGGAGGGCUCGGAGGCGGAAGACGAAGAGGAGGAGGACGCGGAGCACCCGCCGGGCCCCGGCGCUCUGCCUUUCCAGACUUUCCCCUCCUACUCGGCGGCCAACGUCCUUUUCCCGGCUGCCGCCUCCUUCCCGCUGACGGCCCGCGUCGCCCCCGGGAGCCCCUUCGCGCCCUUCCUCGGGUCCUCCUACUUGACCCCUUUCUACGCCCCGCACCUAUGA
Molecule: messenger RNA, 471 nt
Organism: Galeopterus variegatus (Sunda flying lemur)
Lineage: Eukaryota; Metazoa; Chordata; Mammalia; Dermoptera; Cynocephalidae
Gene: NKX1-2
Product: NK1 homeobox 2
Exons: 3
Coding region: 1-471 (156 amino acids)
Source: RefSeq, a predicted model, not a curated record